Molecule: messenger RNA, 5542 nt
Organism: Cydia pomonella (codling moth)
Lineage: Eukaryota; Metazoa; Arthropoda; Insecta; Lepidoptera; Tortricidae
Gene: B4
Exons: 6
Coding region: 277-3540 (1087 amino acids)
Source: RefSeq, a predicted model, not a curated record
AGUUAAAUUUGCCUAAAAUCACCCAUGCUGGACUCGGCAAGAGAUUGAAACGAAAUUCACGUGGAUGUUGAUAUAUUAAAUUAAAUUUUUUGUUUGUUUCAAGCCGCUCUCACUAAACUAAGUUUCGUUUCUUGUAGUUAACCCUAAGAUGAAUUUCUUAUUGAAUGAAGAUUGUAAUGUUUUAUAUUUUUCUUGCAGGUAGAUAAAUCCCGAUGCCACAACUCAGGACCGCAGUAAGCAUGCCCGUGAAGCGCAUCGCAUCAAUGGCCUGAGAGCAUGUUCCGGACGGCGUCAGUGGAAGGCUCCGCGCCGCGGACGCCCCCCGCCUACGCCCCGCAUCCCCCCUACGUCCCACCUCGCUUCUUCCCCCCUCGUAUCAGGCCUCCUCCCCCGCAAUACUGCUUCGACGCCGCCCGCUUCGCCUGUGACGCUUCCAAACCUCGCUACCUCGACGUCGAACGAGAGAGGCUGGUCACGAGAUGGCUGGCCGAAGCGAACGAGGCUUUAGUGAGAAGGGACCGGCCGCCGAGAUAUAAGCCGAGAAGCAGCGAGAGGCGGCCGGACUAUUUGGAGAGGAGGCCGGCACCAGAAUGGGCCGACAACUUCCUCCUCGGCAGGAGGAACGGGUCGGUGGAGCCCGAAGAGGACUGCAGUGAAGUGAUGACGUUGAAGGAGUUUGUGGACAAGUUCUCCCUGCCGCGGGUGGUGCGGUUCGAGGGCGAGGAGCGGCCGGUGCUGCUGUACCGCGUGCUGGAGGCGCACCGGCGCGUGGAGGCCGUGCCGCUCGCCGGCAAGAAGGGCAAGCUGGUGGGCAAACCGCUCUACAUACCCGAUUCCUAUGAUGGCUGGUUCUCAGCGUGUGGAUGCCGCGGCGGCGCGCUGGCCGCUCCGCGCGGCUCCGUGGCGGCGCUGCUGCGCGCGCGCGCCUUCGCGCUUGUCUCACCCCGCGCGCUCUCCGCCUACCGCGCCCGGCCUGCCUCAGACAGCGGGCGCGUGGGCGCGCAGUACGAGCGCGCGGCGGCGCGGCCGGGCACGCCGCUGCGGCUGGCCGGCGUGUUCGCGGACGGCAGCAAGGCCAAGGCGCCCAAGUACGCGCAGCUCAUCGACCCGCAGGGCAACGAGCUGUUCGUCCCGAUCAACACGAAGGGCGAGCUGUACGAAGUGUGUCCCGAGGAGCUGUCUCCGGCGGAGUGGGACGCGGCCGAGCCGACGUCGCCACCGCCGCCGGACGCGGGUGUGCGCGCGCACCGCCUGCCGCACCUGCUGAGCCUGUGGCGGCUGCCGGCCAGGGUCCGACUCUUGGCCGGGACCGUGCCCAUCGAGAUGGCGCAUGAUGUUGGAGAUGACCUCUUGCUACGGGCGGCGAUAACGGAGCCGGUGCUGGUGAUGUGCACGUUGCCGGAGUUCGGCGCGCCGGCCAGCCCCACCAAGCCGGCGCCGGGGCUCGCCAAGGAGACGCUGCAGCUGCUUCCGCUCAACUGCGGCGCGCGCCUGCGUCGCACGCAGCUCGGAUUCGACAGCGAAAAGCGCAUGUUCCUCUCCGCGCGACUUCAGAAAGCUCUAACCUUCUGUCAACUCAACGUUGACAACUGGAUCAGGCAGAUCUCAUACGCCAACUCAACGGUCGUCGGCAAGAAGACCGCCGAGGACCUCCUCAGAGAGGACCACGAGCCGAUCAAGUUUGAGAAAGAACGCAAGUUUACUCUCCAGGGACUCAAGAUCGACACGUCCAGGCUUUUCGGGAAGAGCGAGAAGGUCCUAAAAGACAUGCCGGACGAGACGGAGGGCUCCAUCAUAUUUUUAAGUAAAAACGAACUCGAGCACAUGAACUAUGAUGUGUAUAGCGACGACGAAGGCAAAGAUGAAAAGAAUGACGAGAAAACAGAGGAACACUUCUCCAAUGACAAGAUGCAGGUGUUUCGGGAGGACUCCGCGCAGAAGAAGAACAAGUGGUUCAAAAACUUGAAACUUUUGAAAAGCACGGAGAAAUUAACGGACGAAAAGAUAACGUCAAUAGAAAACCGUGAGAGAUACAGAGACAUUAAAGAUCCGUUCGAUCCUCUCGGGGAAAAACACAGCUCUAUAGAGAGGUACCAGGAUAUGGCAAAGCUCAUUGAAGACAGAUUCGGAGCCUCGAGGGCGAAGGGUGAGGGAACUGCUGAGAAAAGCCAUUCCUAUAAGAGCCUGACGACUUCAUCGUCGGAUAUGGGCACGAGUCAGUGCAGUUCGAACCCCAAGAAACCAAUUUUAACAAAGUCAGUGUCAGUUCAGACGGGGAUUCCGGACAGUCCGUACACUGAAGGUAGCGGAAUCAACAUAAAACAUGGCCGCAAGAAUCUCAGUGUCGAUCAGAUCAACUACUGCGGUUCCAUGGAAAGCGACACAAGCUCCGGUAGGAAAUUGAAAUCUUUGGAUGAAAAUAUGCUAAAGAAAUCUUCUGCGUCAAAAUCAUCGACGAAUUUAGAGAGGAGACAGAGAAUACAACCAGAUUUGAUACCGGAAAAGGCAAUCGUUAAGUCUGAAUCGUAUAACCAAAUACAAAGCUGUGAAGACAUAAACAUGUUUGGAGCGGGCUCUCUAUACAACGACAGUGAAUUCGAAAUUAAUUCUAAGCAACACUCGUUUAUAACAGAGAAAUUGUGCUCGGAAUUCCAUGUCAAAACAAAAAAGGUCCUUAGCAAAUCUACAUCGAAUCUCCUGCAUCCUAAAAAAGCCACAGACAAAAAAGAUGGUAAUAACAGCAACAGCAUGCCGACGAAAACUGAACGACUAAGUGACGGGGACAAGCUAAAUUUUAGAAAAAAGAUCGAUAAACCUCGAGCUCCGACUCCUAAACUUGAAAUUGACGACGACCUCGUGCCAAUUGAUAUCUCGGAAGAGGAACCGCAAUCUCAAGUUAAAUUAAGGAGAUCCAUAUCUUCAAUACAGAAGAGGAAGUUACCCGUCAUAGAAGACUUACCUUACGGCCAAGUUGCAGACGCAGUACAUGUGGAAGAGGAAAUAAUUGAUUCCGAUGCCAGUUCUGACAAUAUUUAUGCAGAAAUAUGUGCACCUAACAAAGCUAGCGAAGACGAAUCCUAUGACAAUAACGUAGACGUUUUAGCCAACGAUCCAGUGAUAUGCAACGUCAAAAAAGAAGUCAUCAUUCGAAAUGACGAGAGAGCUAGACAGAUGAUUGAGAACCAAGAAAACCCAUUCAGACACAUUGAGGUGGUAGUCAUAGAGAAAACCACAGACUUCAAUUUGGACACUUCGAGUAUAGCCUCAAGUGAUUUUGAUGAGAUGGGCAGUAAAAAUGACGUAUCAAUAGCCAUAGAUUCGUGGGAGCGAGACAAGAAGAUUGUUGACCAAUCAGAUUCGAAAAUACACGCAAUUAGAUUAGAAAUAACGAGUAACAUGGAGGAUUAUCCUCAAGAAGUGGAUCAAAGUUUUGAGAGGACGGAGAUUCGAUUAAGUAAGAAUAAUUCUUUAAGUUUUAGCAACAGCAUCCAUUUGAAUGGUACAUAUCCCAACGAGGCCAUUUAUGAUACUUUAAAGUAGUUUUUAAGUGUUUAAUGUUAUGGUUGAUAUUUCGGUAGUGAGCAGCUGUGAUUUGUGAUUUUUGUUUAGGGAACGCGUAGCGUCGUAUUCGGGCAUCAUACAUCAGAGAAUAAAGUCUGUUAUUCUCCAUGACCAUUUGCGUACCUACUACCUACCUACCACUUCUGUACCUAUAGGAAUACUAAGCGUGUGCUUAGAAUGGAGAUUAACAGUCUUAAUAAUUUUAUACUUGUCUCUGAUCAUCGAUGGCUGAUUUACGUUUUGCGAGGAUCGUUUUCAUACCACGAGCACAUAACCUUUAUAGCUACCACGGUAGUAGGUAAAUAAGUUGAUGUUGCCAUUACAAAAUAUACUGCAUACAUAUGAUAUUACAAAUAUAAUAGUAAUAUUUGACGACCGAUUUGGCCUAGUGGGUAGUGACCCUGCCUACGAAGCUGAUGGUCCCGGGUUCAAAUCCUGGUAAGGGCAUUUAUUCGUGUGAUGAGCAUGGAUAUUUGUACCUGAGUCAUGGAUGUUUUCUAUGUAUUUAAGUAUUUAUAAAUAUGUAUAUAUCAUAUAUAUCGUUGUCUAAGUACCCUCAACACAAGCCUUAUUGAGCUUACUGUGGGACUUAGUCAAUUUGUGUAAAAUGUCCUAUAAUAUUUAUUUAUUUAUAAUAUUAUGUUUAAUGUGGUAAGGGAUGAUACCACAAUAUUAAAGGUGAUUUCUUUCGUUUUUGCCGUGACACACCCAGAUUUAAUUAAUUGAAUUGUAUAGAUACAUGUACUCAAUUUAUUUAUUGAAUAUUUUGUAUAAAAAAUGAUAUAUUCAGUAACAAGCAUAUUUAACAAAAUACAGGUUGGUGCACCUUUUUAAGUAUAGAAAUAUCUGUAUUAAGGAACACCGCUCUUCCUUAGUGACUACCUAGAAGCUAAAAGCAAAACUAUGAUGGCUAUUAAACUAAGUAUAAAUAUAUUAAAAAAUAUGCACGAUUAAUUUUUGUUACACUACAUAAUCCGUUAAACAGUACCUCUAGAAACCUAACAGUAGCCCACAUGAAGAACUAUGAUCCAAAAUUGUGCAAUUUUUGAAAAGUACAUAAAUCAUAGACUAUACCACGCUGUUUGUAAUACCGUACCUACAAGCUUGGAGGAUUUAGCAACUGGAGACGCCAUGUCUGUGAUUUUCUGUACAAGACAGUCUGCCGAUUUUUGCGGGCGAGGGGGAACUCAAAUUAUGGAAGGUAAAGGCCAGGAACAAAAACUCCUUAGGCAGAAUUGUUGCAAAAGUGUCCAGCUGUCAGCUAUAAAUAAUAUUUCCAAAUCUCUCCAGAGUAGCGCUAGAGUAGCUAUGUUUUAGUAUAUGGAGAUUUUGUUCCUUUCCAUACCUCAAAUGUAUGGCAAAUGUCAGUUAAACGUCAGUCCAUACAAUGUACAUAUGACCAUUGGCCGAGGUUCUCGACAGAGGGCUAAACUCUUCAGUUAUUAAAUCCUCCAGGGUAUUAAGAUUAGUUUCUCAAUAAAAUGUAUCAACAUUUAGUUUUCAAGAUUCAUAAAAAUACUUGGAUUAUUUUUAAAUAAGUAUUUUACCAGUCACAAAUUUGUUCCACGCACAAUAUUUUAAUUAACUGAUAGUUCAAUAAUGAUUAUAUUUGUCUAAAGGUUGUGUAUUUUGAAAAUCCAGUGUUUGUUAAUUACCUACGAUAAGGCCAUAUUUUGCAGAUCACCCACGAAUUUACACGUAGUCAGUAGCGACAUCUAUCCAUGACUUAAAAUAAGAAUGAAAUUAUUAUAUUCAUUCUAGCAAUGAAUAAAUUGGUGCUAUAUAUAUUAGGUGCUCGAAAAAUUAAUUUAGGACCCAAAAUUAAUUAUAAGACCACAUAUCACAUGACAAUGUAAAUUAAUUUGUACCAUAUAGUUAUACCUUCGUACCUAUUGUAAAAUAAAAUGAAAAUUCGCUUUUAAGCUCUCGAAUGUUAGAAGUACCUAAUCGUGGAAUAUAAAUAAACGAGGAAAAUAUAUUA